CCGUCAUUUUACAAUGCGUGUGGAGUGGAUUGGCCAUUGGCCGCGUUGACCCUCAAGGGCCACAGUCAUCUUGUUAGCGGCCCUGACUGGUUUCAACUUGUUCCACCUCCCUCAUCGCGAACGACAUCAGAUAGUCCGUGUUCUGAGCGGACAUCCAAAAGCUUCGUUCGGCGCUUGUCAAACCGACCAUGGCAUCCCAAACGGCACCGGCCAAGAGGCAGCAGGACCUCCAGUUGCAGUACACCAACUACAAAAACACACUGCAACAGCUGGCGCAGAAGAUAGGCGAUGUCGAACAAGAAGCUGAAGAGCACAAGCUUGUUCUCGAGACCUUGGAGCCGCUCCCGGGUGACCGCAAGUGCUUCCGCAUGAUCAAUGGUGUUCUGGUGGAGAGGACGGUGAAGGAUGUCAUCCCCGCCCUCCGCACGAAUGCCGAGGGGCUAAAGAAGGUUCUCGAUGACCUGGUCAAGCAAUACAAGGCCAAGCAAGAUGAGCUUGACAAGUGGAAGAAGAAGAACAACGUCCAGGUUGUGCAAUCAUGAAAAGAAGAACCUUGCGCACUGGGGACAAGGGUUCGAAAAGCCACGCCAGAUCCCAAGCCGUGCCAUGCCAUGCCAUGCCGUCCAUGCUCCGUCCAUCAGCAGACUCCCGGGGUGCCGUCAACUUGCUUGUGCACAUUGGGCGGCAGAAAAGGCACAUUUCUGACUGACGACACCCCACGCGCUGGCGGGCGCCUUGAUGCCCCGGCCCUGCCACCCCCUGACUUGGUGGUAGGACUGGAAGCCUCCACUGUCCAAGCGGUCCAGCACGGGAAAAUGAUUGCCAGCAAGAGCAAAACGGAGAGGCUGGCGCGAUCCUCAGAAGCUGCACAAACUUCUGCGUUUUCUUGUCCUGAAGGGAUGCUGAGUUGUACAGUCGUCUUCUUCUGCAGCCUAGCGGCAUGCACUAGCCUGUUGCGAUGCCCAACAGGGAGAGCCAGCCACAUGGUUGGGCUGCGACGGGAUUGGGCAUCCUGUGUCUAACUCAGGCGGGGUUGGUUGGCUUGCUCCAUGGAGUUUGAGCAGAGUGACAUAGUGUCCCCCCCCAUACUGGUCAACUUCGUUCCGUCCGGUUGUGCCGAAGGGAACCCAUGAAACUGGCUUCGUCUGGGAAAUAGGCUCGUUGACCUGCUGAAGAUCCCUCCUCAAAGCUGGGUACGGGCCUUGGCAAGGUGAUUGUGAGAACGUUGAGACCUCAGAUUUUGGAAUUCAACGGUCCUUUUUCGCCCAGUGAGAUUCUCGAAACAGCCCAAAAUUCUGUUAUUGGUUCAAACCUCGUGAAUUACCACCACCCAGCAGGCGUCCCCAGAAUCCCGUCUCCCUGGUCACACGCCUACCUGCUGCGCAGCUUAAGCGACCAAACGGAGAAAUCUCAGCCAUUCGACCCCAGCCAUUCGACCCGAGACCCGUUCUCUGGACCCGUUAGGCACUUCCUGUUCCUGCCUGCAUAUUUACUCGCGACCGCAAUUGUCGAAUCAUUCAGCCGCCUCGCCCACCAUCCUUGG
Messenger RNA from Thermothielavioides terrestris NRRL 8126, 1543 nucleotides. RefSeq lists its product as uncharacterized. Gene Ontology annotation, cellular component: cytoplasm; prefoldin complex. NCBI's taxonomy places the organism in Eukaryota, Fungi, Ascomycota, Sordariomycetes, Sordariales, Chaetomiaceae. Bases 189 to 542 code for a protein of 117 amino acids. Gene Ontology annotation, molecular function: protein folding chaperone. The record is from RefSeq and is a predicted model, not a curated record. Gene Ontology annotation, biological process: protein folding. The transcript has 4 exons.